UUCUAUAUGUCUCACGCUUACUGAGUAUACUUCCCCACGUGAAGAAGAAGGAAAGAUCUCCCCCGUAAGUAUACUCCCCCAGAUCAAGAAGAAGGAUAGAUCUCCAAUGUGAUCGGAAAAGCGUACGAAAUCGGCAAAAGAUUAAAAAAUUCCUCGCUUCUCCCGCCCACCGCCUCGUGCUGCUCCCAAAUGGCACCCUUCUGUUCUUCAGCCGUUUCUCUAUCUGGAAGGAGGAGCAGAGGAAGAAGGCAUGGGCGAAGGACGGUCUCUGGCGGAGACCCCGACGUGGUCGGUGGCCACCGUCACCACCGCCAUGGUCGCCGUCUGCUUCUUGGUCGAGCGCUGCAUCUACCGCUUCGCCAAAUGGUUGAAGAAGACAAAGAGGAAGGCGAUGCUUGCCGCUCUCGAGAAGAUUCGUGAAGAGUUGAUGUUGCUGGGGCUGAUAUCGUUGAUGCUGAGCCAAACGGCUAGGUGGAUCUCCGAUAUAUGUGUUCCUUCGUCUCUUUUCAACAGCCGAUUCGAAACCUGCACGGAGAGCGACUUCCAGGAACAGGCCGAGGGUUCUGAUCCAGUUCCUUCGAAUCGGACGAAGGUUGGGAGAAGGCUUCUUGAGGUGCCUCCUUAUCAUUGUGCUGAGGAUCAUGAGCCAUUUGUGUCCUUCGAAGGGCUUGAGCAGCUCCACCUCUUCGUUUUUAUUCUUGGGAUCACCCACGUGUUGUACAGCUUCGUCACGGUCGUUUUGUCUAUGAUCAAGAUCUACAGCUGGAGGAAAUGGGAAAACCAAGUGCCCCCACCAUCUACUGAGGAUUUGCAAGCAAGGAGGGAUAAAAUGAUGAAGAAGCAGUCCACUUUUGUUUUUCAGCGGACAUCUCAUCCAUGGAGCAAGAACAAGUUUCUUAUUUGGAUGCUUUGUUUCAUGAGGCAAUUUAAGGGCUCUUUAGCUAAGUCAGAUUACAUGGCAUUACGUUUGGGUUUCAUCAGUAAUCACAAAUUGCCAUCUUCUUAUGAUUUCCAUAAAUACAUGGUGCGGAGCAUGGAAGAUGAGUUUCAUCGGAGUGUUGGCAUCAGCUGGCCUCUUUGGGUGUAUGCAAUAUUGUGCAUUUUUGUAAAUAUUCAUGGAAUCAAUAUCUACUUCUGGUUGUCCUUUGUUCCUGCCAUGGUGGUCAUGCUGGUGGGCACCAAGCUUCAACAUGUUGUUGCGCAAUUAGCUCUGGAGUUCAUUGAGGCAACUGGUCCAUUUGUUGGUACACAACUGAAGCCGCGUGAUGAUCUUUUUUGGUUUGGAAAACCAGAACUCCUUUUGUGGUUGAUACAGUUCAUAUCCUUUCAGAAUGCUUUUGAGAUGGCAGCAUUUAUUUGGUCCCUGUGGGAACUAAGUGCACAGGCCUGUUUCAUGAAGAACUAUUACAUGGUCGUUGUUCGCUUGGUCUCUGGGCUCCUAGUCCAGUUUUGGUGCAGCUACAGCACACUGCCCCUUAAUGUCAUCAUCACUCAGAUUGGAUCCAAAUUUCAGAAAUCUUUGCUUGCUGAGAGUGUUAGAGAGUCACUUCAUAGUUGGUGCAGAAGAGUCAAACUGAAGUCUAAACACGAACAGAUGCUUUCUCGACUUGGAACCACUACAUCAACUUGUUCAUUGGAAUCAACCAUAGAUGAAACGGAUGAAACAAUUACAGUUGGAUCUGGCACUUUAUCUCGAAGCAGUUCCAAAACCUCAUUCGAGGAGCUCCAUACAAUUAUGAUGGAUGAGCAGAAGGCAUGAGAUAAUCUCAUGACUCUGGUUGGAAAACUUCCUGAUUAUACUUAAUAAUCUCAUGCCUCUGGUUGGAAAACUUCCUGAUUA
Messenger RNA from Elaeis guineensis (African oil palm), 1840 nucleotides. Its product is annotated as MLO-like protein 4. Gene Ontology annotation, cellular component: membrane. Gene Ontology annotation, biological process: defense response. NCBI's taxonomy places the organism in Eukaryota, Viridiplantae, Streptophyta, Magnoliopsida, Arecales, Arecaceae. The record is from RefSeq and is a predicted model, not a curated record.